Molecule: messenger RNA, 5154 nt
Organism: Euleptes europaea (tarantolino)
Lineage: Eukaryota; Metazoa; Chordata; Lepidosauria; Squamata; Sphaerodactylidae
Gene: TRPM3
Product: transient receptor potential cation channel subfamily M member 3
Exons: 26
Coding region: 44-5110 (1688 amino acids)
Biological process (GO): protein tetramerization; monoatomic cation transmembrane transport
Cellular component (GO): membrane
Molecular function (GO): monoatomic cation channel activity
Source: RefSeq, a predicted model, not a curated record
UGUCCAGUCUGCAUUUCAUUAUUCCGCUGGAAUUUUUGAGGUCAUGAGUCAAAGUGAUGCUCCCCGGCCACUAAAUUGGACUAUUCGGAAGCUUUGCCAUGCUGCCUUUCUCCCAUCUGUCAGACUUCUGAAGGCUCAGAAGUCAUGGAUAGAAAGAGCAUUUUACAAACGAGAAUGUGUUCAUAUCAUACCCAGCACCAAAGACCCCCAUAGGUGUUGCUGCGGACGCCUAAUUGGUCAACAUGUGGGACUUACACCAAGUAUCUCUGUUAUUCAGAAUGAGAAAAAUGAAAGCCGGCUUACUCGAAAUGACCUCCAAUCAGAGAAGUGGUCAAUCAGCAAGCACACUCAGCUCAGCCCAACUGAUGCCUUUGGAACCAUUGAGUUCCAAGGAGGAGGUCACUCAAAUAAAGCCAUGUAUGUGCGUGUGUCUUUUGAUACGAAGCCGGAUCUUCUUCUACACUUGAUGACUAAGGAAUGGCAACUUGAGCUACCCAAGCUUCUCAUCUCCGUGCAUGGAGGUCUCCAGAAUUUUGAACUUCAGCCAAAGCUCAAGCAAGUUUUUGGGAAAGGUCUCAUCAAAGCUGCCAUGACUACUGGGGCGUGGAUAUUUACUGGAGGAGUAAACACAGGAGUUAUUCGACAUGUUGGUGAUGCCCUGAAAGACCACGCCUCCAAAUCUAGAGGGAAGAUCUGCACAAUUGGUAUAGCUCCCUGGGGAAUUGUAGAAAACCAAGAGGAUUUGGUUGGCAAAGAUGUAGUCCGGCCAUACCAAACGAUGUCCAAUCCAAUGAGUAAACUGACAGUACUUAACAGCAUGCACUCUCAUUUUAUUUUGGCUGAUAAUGGGACUACGGGCAAAUAUGGUGCAGAAGUGAAACUUCGCAGGCAGUUGGAAAAGCACAUUUCACUUCAGAAGAUAAAUACAAGAAUAGGGCAAGGGGUUCCAGUAGUGGCUCUCAUUGUGGAAGGAGGACCCAAUGUAAUUUCUAUUGUCCUAGAAUAUCUACGCGACACUCCCCCAGUUCCAGUUGUAGUCUGUGAUGGCAGUGGUCGAGCAUCUGACAUCCUUGCAUUUGGACACAAGUACUCUGAAGAAGGAGGUCUUAUCAAUGAAUCCCUGAGGGAUCAGUUGCUUGUUACCAUCCAGAAGACCUUUAGCUACACCCGGACCCAGGCGCAGCAUCUCUUCAUAAUCCUCAUGGAGUGCAUGAAGAAGAAGGAACUGAUUACAGUGUUUCGCAUGGGAUCAGAAGGGCACCAAGACAUUGAUCUAGCCAUUUUGACAGCUUUGCUAAAAGGAGCUAAUGCAUCUGCCCCAGAUCAACUGAGUCUAGCAUUAGCCUGGAACAGAGUAGACAUCGCUCGCAGCCAGAUUUUUAUUUAUGGGCAACAGUGGCCGGUGGGGUCCCUUGAACAAGCAAUGCUUGAUGCCCUGGUGUUGGACAGAGUGGAUUUUGUGAAAUUGCUCAUAGAGAAUGGAGUAAGCAUGCACCGUUUUCUCACCAUCUCCAGACUAGAGGAAUUGUACAAUACGAGACAUGGGCCAUCCAAUACAUUGUAUCAUCUUGUCAGAGAUGUCAAAAAGCGUGAAUAUCCAGGUUUCGGUUGGAUCAAUUUUAAGGGAAACCUACCUCCAGAUUAUAGGAUAAGUCUGAUUGAUAUUGGCCUGGUGAUUGAGUACCUGAUGGGAGGAGCUUAUCGCUGUAAUUAUACUCGAAAACGCUUCCGAACUCUCUAUCACAACUUGUUUGGCCCCAAGAGACCCAAAGCCCUGAAACUCCUGGGAAUGGAGGAUGAUGUUCCCAUACGAAGGGGAAGAAAGACAACUAAAAAACGAGAGGAGGAAGUGGAUAUUGACUUGGAUGACCCUGAGAUUAACCAUUUCCCUUUCCCUUUCCAUGAGUUGAUGGUAUGGGCUGUUCUUAUGAAGCGACAGAAGAUGGCCCUCUUCUUUUGGCAACAUGGAGAGGAAGCCAUGGCUAAAGCUUUAGUAGCCUGCAAGCUCUGCAAAGCCAUGGCUCACGAAGCAUCAGAGAAUGAUAUGGUAGAUGAAUUAUCUCAAGAACUGAAUCACAACUCCAGGGACUUUGGCCAGCUGGCGGUGGAACUGUUAGACCAAUCCUACAAGCAGGAUGAGCAGCUGGCCAUGAAACUGCUGACCUAUGAGCUGAAGAACUGGAGCAACGCCACAUGCCUACAACUCGCAGUGGCAGCGAAGCAUCGAGAUUUCAUUGCCCACACCUGUAGUCAAAUGCUGCUCACAGACAUGUGGAUGGGCAGGCUUCGGAUGCGUAAAAAUUCAAGCCUAAAGGUAAUUCUAGGAAUUCUACUUCCUCCUUCAAUUCUCAGCUUGGAGUUGAAGAACAAAGAUGACAUGCCUUACAUGUCUCAGGCCCAAGAAAUUGAGCUUCAAGAGAAAGAGCCAGAGGAACCAGAAAAACCAGUUAAAGAAAAAGAAGAGGAGGACAUGGAACUAACAGCAAUGUUGGGACGUGGCAGUGGGGAGUCAUCACGAAAGAAGGAGGAAGAGGAAGUUCACAGACGGCAUAGAUUGAUCCCCUUUGGACGCAAGAUAUAUGAAUUCUAUAAUGCACCAAUUGUUAAGUUUUGGUUCUACACUAUGGCAUACAUUGGGUACUUGAUGCUGUUCAACUAUAUUGUGUUGGUGAAGAUGGAUCGCUGGCCUUCCACACAGGAGUGGAUAGUGAUCUCAUAUAUUUUUACAAUGGGGAUAGAGAAGAUGAGAGAGAUAUUAAUGUCAGAACCUGGGAAGCUGCUGCAGAAGGUGAAAGUGUGGCUUCAAGAGUACUGGAACGUUACCGAUCUCAUUGCCAUUCUCCUGUUCUCUGUGGGUAUGAUACUUCGCCUCCAGGAUCUGCCACUCAGGAGUGACGGCCGUGUGAUAUACUGUGUCAACAUCAUUUACUGGUAUAUCCGAUUGCUAGACAUCUUCGGGGUGAACAAGUAUUUGGGGCCAUAUGUAAUGAUGAUUGGGAAAAUGAUGAUAGACAUGAUGUAUUUUGUCAUUAUUAUGCUGGUGGUUUUGAUGAGCUUUGGUGUUGCAAGGCAGGCAAUUCUUUUUCCCAACGAAGAGCCUUCAUGGAAACUGGCAAAGAACAUUUUUUACAUGCCGUACUGGAUGAUCUAUGGGGAAGUGUUUGCAGACCAGAUAGACCCUCCUUGUGGUCAAAAUGAAACAAGAGAGGAUGGUAAAAUAAUCCAGCUGCCACCCUGUAAAACAGGACAUUGGAUCGUUCCUGCCAUCAUGGCUUGCUACCUCUUGGUUGCAAACAUCCUUCUGGUGAACUUACUCAUUGCUGUCUUUAACAACACAUUUUUCGAAGUUAAAUCUAUAUCAAACCAAGUAUGGAAGUUUCAGAGGUAUCAGCUUAUUAUGACAUUCCAUGAAAGACCAGUCUUACCCCCUCCUCUGAUCAUCUUCAGUCACAUGACUAUGAUAUGUCAACAUAUAUGCUGCAGGUGGCGAAAACAUGAAAGUGACCCAGAUGAGGCAGAUUAUGGCUUAAAACUUUUUAUAACAGAUGAUGAACUGAAGAAAGUUCAUGACUUUGAGGAGCAGUGCAUAGAAGAAUAUUUCAGAGAGAAAGAGGAUAGAUUCAAUUCUUCCAAUGAUGAAAGAAUCCGUGUUACAUCUGAAAGGGUGGAAAAUAUGGCUAUGAGAUUGGAAGAAGUGAAUGAACGAGAGCACUGCAUGAAGGCUUCUCUUCAGACUGUAGACAUUCGGCUUGCUCAGUUGGAAGAUAUGAUAGGGCGAAUGGCUACAGCAUUAGACAAGUUGACUGGCUUGGACAGAGGAGAAACCACUAAGAUACGAUCUCGAACAUCCUCUGACUGUACUGACACAGCCUACAUUGUCAGACAGAGCAGCUUUAACAGCCAGGAAGGGAACGCGUAUAAACUUCAAGAAAGUAUUGAUCCCCCUGGAGAAGAGUCUAUGUCACCAACCUCUCCAACAGUAAUGCCCCGCUUACGAAGUCACUCCUUCUAUGCAGUGAACAUGAAGGACAAGGGCGGGUUGGAAAAGUUUGAAAGUAUUUUUAAAGAAAGGACAGUGAGCCUCCAUCGUGCUAGUAGUUCUCACUCAGUGUCAAAAGAGCAAAAAGUACCUUUAGUGCCUACGAGCACUCUAUCAAUUGCCCCAGACUCCAGAAGGCCUUCCUCCUGCAUAGACAUUUAUGUCUCUGCCAUGGAUGAACUGCAGUCUUUAGAACCGCUAGACAGUUCAAUGAACAUACUUGGAACUGGAGACCCAGCUCUCCAAGCCCAGAUAGCUUCUAGUGUUCUCUCAAGUAGCGCCUAUGUAAGCGGAACUCCUGGUGACAAAAUUUCAGGAAGGAGUAUUGAUUCUGAAGACCCCUCUUUGAUGGAAACAAGAGUUUUUUCUUCAGACUAUUCACAAAUCACAGACACUCAAAAUCCCUGGGACUCUGACCCUCCCCUGUAUCAUGCCUUAGAGCGAUCUAAAAGCAGCCGAUACCUGGCUACUUCUCCGUUUCUUCUGGAGGAACCACCUAUCGUCAAAUCUCAGAGUUUCAUGUUCUCUCCUUCUAGAAGCUACUUUAGCAGCCUUGGAGUGCCAGUUAAAACAGCCGAGUACACAAGCAUUACAGACUGCAUAGAUACCAGGUGUGUCAGUGCUCCUCAAACCAUCUCAGAAAGGUCCAGCUUCCCUGGAAUUCAUGGAGACAAAAUAGAUGACUUAGGAUGCUGUCACCCAGAGAGAGAAGCAGAACUAAGUCACCCAAGCUCUGAUAAUGAGGAUACUGAAACCAAAGACAAAAGAGUGGUUUCUUUGUCUCCUCAAGAUAGUAGCAAUACAUCAAGAACAUUGUCCAAUAAUAUACCACUUCCAAAAAUAGAGCGGGCCAACAGUUACUCUGCAGAUGAAUCCAACUUGUUGUAUGCACACGCAAGGAAAAGCUACUCCAUCAGUGACAGACUCGAUAGGCAGCGCAAUGCCACAAGCCUCCGAAAUACAUUCCAGAGGAGCAAGUCAUCCAAACCAGAGAACAGGGGAGACACCUUGUCUAUGAGAAGACUCUCUAGAACAGGCGCCUUCCAUAGUUUUGAGAGCAAGCACAGUUAGGGGUAACAGAUGUGUAACAAGAAGAAUUGCCUGAGAAUUUUGUC